Erythranthe guttata (spotted monkey flower) is the source of this 3107-nucleotide messenger RNA. Its product is annotated as putative serine/threonine-protein kinase At1g54610. Gene Ontology annotation, molecular function: ATP binding; RNA polymerase II CTD heptapeptide repeat kinase activity. Gene Ontology annotation, biological process: positive regulation of transcription elongation by RNA polymerase II; protein phosphorylation. Lineage: Eukaryota; Viridiplantae; Streptophyta; Magnoliopsida; Lamiales; Phrymaceae. Gene Ontology annotation, cellular component: nucleus; cyclin-dependent protein kinase holoenzyme complex. The record is from RefSeq and is a predicted model, not a curated record.
CCGUUAGAUAUUUAUUUAGCAACAAAAAAAGGUAGAAACAUAUUAACAGAAAGUAGAAUAAUUUGAAGUCAGAGAGAGAAUCCCAACACCGUCAUCGUCCUUGACUACACCCACACACAACUGCUUUUAGAGAGAGAAACUGCCGGCACCCCCUUUUUCAUCUCUCUUUCUCUCUCUACAUAUAUAUAUCCAUCCAUACGCAAACUGAUGCAUGUAAUAAUACUAUAAUAUCGCCUCAAUUUAUAUAUAUAUAUAUAUGUAUAUGUGUAUGUAUAACCGUGUUGAACAGUCAAUAAAAGCACAGCUUUUGUGAUUUUUUUUCCUUCUUCCAGACCAAGUCAUUUUUUUCCGACUUCGAAGAAUUUUGCUUCUGAAGAUCAAGGAAUCGCGAAUUCGCCUCUGUUCCGAUUCAGGAUUUCAGCAAUUGCAGCGAAUUUGGUACGAUGGUGUGUUUGCAUGAAGUAAUUCGAUAAGAAUUUUUUGGGUAUUUUAGGUUUUUUUUUUAUAUAUAUGAUUGUAGUAGAUUGAAUUAUUCAGAUUGAUUUCAAGUAUGUUGAUGAAUUUCGUGAGAUGUAAGAUGAAUUAAUUACCCAGAGAUGGUACUGUGAAAGUGAAGAAAAAAAGGGGAGGGUGUAAUUUGUAAUUAUUUGCUGGGGUUUGUACUUUAAAUUGGGGGAGAAUUAUGGGUUGUGUGUGUGGGAAACCCUCUUCAGCAGUUAAAAACAGCGGUGACAGCCCGAAGCAGAGAGAAUUAAUGAGGAAGACAUCUGAAUUACGAGUGGCCCGAGCGAUUUCGUCGAAAAGGGAUGAGAGUUUUUCGCUCAAGGAGAGAUUUGAGAAAGUUGAUAUGAAAAUUGGGUUGGUUGAUAAGAAAAUGAAUGGUUCUUUAAGGGGGAGGCCCGAUUAUUACGAAAAGAAACGAGGGAGUUCUGCAGAUAUGGUCAAUUUUCCAGUUAUGGGGAAUAUUCCCAGAGCUGUUGAAGGUGAGCAGGUUGCUGCUGGAUGGCCUUCUUGGCUGGUUGCAGUCGCCGGUGAAGCUAUCAGAGGAUGGGUCCCACGAAAAGCCGAUACGUUCGAAAAAUUGGACAAGAUUGGCCAAGGAACUUACAGUAGCGUGUACAAGGGUCGUGAUCUCACGAACAACAAAGUUGUUGCUCUGAAGAAAGUACGUUUCGAUAAUAUGGAUCCUGAAAGUGUCAAAUUUAUGGCAAGGGAGAUUUCAAUUUUACGAAGGCUUGAUCACCCGAAUAUUAUUAAGCUGGAAGGCUUGGUAACUUCUAGAACAUCACCUAGUUUAUAUCUCGUCUUCGAGUAUAUGGAGCAUGAUCUCACUGGACUUGCUUCACUCCCUGGUGUCAAAUUCACUGAACCUCAGGUGAAAUGUUAUAUGCAGCAGCUGCUGAGUGGACUCGACUACUGUCACAGUAAUGGUGUCCUUCAUAGAGAUGUGAAGGGCUCUAAUCUGUUAAUCAACAAUCACGGCAUCUUAAAGAUUGCAGAUUUCGGCUUAGCAAGUUAUUACGAUAAUCAACAGAAAGUUCAAUUAACGAGCCGUGUUGUGACUUUGUGGUAUCGACCACCUGAACUAUUACUUGGUGCAACAAAUUACGGAGUUGCUGUUGACUUAUGGAGCGCUGGCUGUAUACUCGGAGAACUCUAUGCUGGCAAGCCCAUAAUGCCUGGUCGAACUGAGGUUGAGCAGUUGCAUAAGAUAUUCAAGCUUUGCGGUUCUCCGUCUGAGGAUUAUUGGAGAAAGUCGAAAUUACCUUAUUCGACACAGUUUAAGCCUAUUCAGCCAUAUAGAAGGCGAAUUGCUGAAAGCUUCAAGGAUCUUCCGGAAGCUGCGUUAGGGCUCAUGGAGACCUUACUCUCUAUGGACCCUUCGAAUCGAGGAACUGCCUUUACUGCUCUUAACAGUGAGUUCUUCACAACAGUACCAUUUGCUUGUGAACCAUCAAGUUUACCGAAAUAUCCUCCAAGCAAAGAGAUAGAUGCAAAAUAUCGAGAACAGGAAGCACGAAGGCAAAAACUUGAAAAUGGUCUGAUAAGAUCGAAAGAACCACGGAUUGCUCCAGCACCCGAUGCUAAUGCUGAGUUAGUUAGGUCAAUGCAGAGGAGGCAUGGGCAAAGCGAAUUGUUCAACCCUCACAAGGAGGAAUCUGCUUCCGGUUUUCCAUUCGAUCGACAAAGACCUACACAAGGUUUGAGAGAAACGAGCAAAGAUCAAAUGCAAAACCCUCCACAGAGAGUUUCUCACUCAGGUCCUCUUGGAAGGAAAAACGAGGACACUUCGAUUAUUUCCAACAGAAACAAUCUAUCUUCUCUAUCAGGGUUGGUGGCAUCAAGGGCUUUUUCGUCCAUACAAUCGCGAGACGAGUUAGCUUCUUCUCGUUUGGAAGCUACAAAUCAAGUAGCUAAUUUUUCAGAGUCGUUUGGGGAUCGAAUGAAAAGGAAUGAUAAUAGAAGGCCCCAAAUGCACUUAUAUUCCGGCUCGCAACAAUCGGAUAUUGGAAGAAUGAGCAUGAAAGAACCUGUUAUGGAUUCGCAUAAUCAAAAAGAGAGGACGAUCCACUUUUCCGGUCCUUUAAUAGCGCCUUCAAAUAAUAUAGAGCAGGUGCUAAAAGAGCACGAACGAAGAAUCCAAGAAGCAGCUCGUAGAAUAAGGCAUGACAAAACUCGAGGAGGUGGUCGAGUUCGCCCUCAAGAGUUGCAUCAUUUCUCGGCUAAUCAACUCUAUCUCUCCAAUCAGAGUAUUGGCUAGAGCACACCGUACCCCCCCACCCCCUUCCUCGUUAUAUAUAUAGUUGCUAUGUAAAUUAUCGUAUGUGUAUAGAUAUAUUUCUUUCUUGGGUGAGGAUUGAUCUUCACUAUUUUAGAAUGUUUUGAUCUUUUCGUCUGGGAGAGGAGGAAUAUUUAGGAGGAGAGAUUGUUGUUGUUGUGUUUUGAUGGGGGCUUUUUCCACUUAUUUAAGUGAAAAGGCGAUAAACGAGCUUAUCGAAUCAAAUGUUUUAUGUACGUAAAAUAGUAAAUCAUCUUGAGUUGGGUAUUUUUUGGCCUAUGGAAAAAAUUGGAGUCUAUUUUCUUGAAAAGGAAUCUUGUUUUAGUUU